Molecule: messenger RNA, 3734 nt
Organism: Myxocyprinus asiaticus (Chinese sucker)
Lineage: Eukaryota; Metazoa; Chordata; Actinopteri; Cypriniformes; Catostomidae
Gene: selenoi
Product: selenoprotein I
Exons: 10
Biological process (GO): phosphatidylethanolamine biosynthetic process
Cellular component (GO): Golgi apparatus; endoplasmic reticulum membrane
Molecular function (GO): ethanolaminephosphotransferase activity
Source: RefSeq, a predicted model, not a curated record
CAAAGCAGUAGCACUGCGGAUCCUCCGAGCCCACACUGAGCCGACACGGGUGGUCAAUUUCGGUCCGUUUCAGAGCCGUGCUGCGGUCAUCAUGGCUCUCUACGAAUAUGUCACCCAAGAGCAACUCUCAGGUUUUGAUAAAUAUAAGUACAGUGCAGUGGACUCCAACCCCCUUUCCAUCUACGUAAUGCACCCCUUUUGGAACUCAGUCGUAAAGGUCUUGCCCAGAUGGCUUGCCCCUAACCUCAUUACGUUUACAGGGUUCAUGUUCCUGGUACUCACCUACACCUUGCUGUCCUUCUAUGACUUUGACUUCUAUGCCUCAGCGGAAGGCCACACACAUGUGCCAAGUUGGAUGUGGAUAGCUGCUGGUUUGUUUAACUUUCUGGCCUAUACCUUAGAUGGUGUGGAUGGAAAACAGGCUCGGAGAACAAACUCCAGUACUCCGCUGGGUGAACUGUUUGAUCACGGCCUGGACAGCUGGGCAUGUGUGUUUUUUGUUGCUGCAGUCUACUCUGUCUUUGGACGGGGUGAUACCGGCGUCAGCGUGGUAACGCUGCAUUACCUGUUAUGGGUUGUCCUUUUUUCCUUCAUACUGUCACACUGGGAGAAAUACAACACUGGAAUUUUGUUCCUGCCUUGGGGCUACGAUAUCAGCCAAGUGACUAUUUCUAUCGUGUACAUUGUAACAGCAGUGGUAGGUGUGGAGACAUGGUACAAACCUGUUGUUUGGAAUAUUCAUUACAGAGAUCUCUUCACUGUCAUGAUUGUUGGUUGUUUAUUUGUUGUAACGCUGCCAAUGAGCCUCUACAAUGUCUUCAAGGCGUACCGUAAUAACACCAUGAAGCACAGUUCUGUGUAUGAGGCCUUGUUGCCUUUUUUCUCUCCUGUCCUCUUGUUUGUGCUCUCUACACUGUGGAUCAGUCUCUCUCCCACAGACAUCAUCCAGCAGCAACCCAGAGUCUUUUAUCUCAUGGUGGGAACAGCCUUCUCCAAUGUUACUUGUAAGCUCAUUGUAUGCCAGAUGAGCAAUACUCGAUGCAAGCCUUUGAGUUUGUUGUUGUUGCCGAUGGCAGCUGUUGUGUUGCUAGUGAUAUCUGGGACUGUACAGAACAGCGAAACGGUCAUCCUGUACAUAUGGACGGCUAUAGUCCUACUCACUCACAUACACUAUGGAGUGUCUGUUGUAAAGCAGUUGAGUGAUCAUUUUAAUAUAUAUGCUUUCUCACUGAAGAAGCCUAACUUGGACUGACAAGACGAGGAGAAAAUUGGCCUGAAGGCUGCUGAGGUCUAAGCUAUCAAAGCAUAAUCUUCAGCUAGCCGACUCUCACUAAUCACCAAGGAGACACAGCUUACACCAGGAAACCAAAUUUUACUGACCAAACACGCCUUCUUUUUCUGAGGAUGCUGCUCCAUCAACUAGACUGAUUGAGCCCAGAGAUGCAGCUGCACCACUUGACCCAAUGAGCUCAGAGUUGGAGCUCCGCCACGGGGCUCACUGAGUCCAGAGGCAGAGCUGCUCCAGAGGGCCCACUGUGCUCAGGGGUGGAGCUGCGCCACAGGACCUAUUGAGCCCAGAGACAGAGCUGCAGCAUGGGACUCACUGAGCUCAAAAAAAUGCAGCUGCACAACAGGACCUACAGUGCCUAGACUUGCAGCUGCGUAACAGGGCCCAUUCCUCCCAGAAAGAGCAGUAUUGUGUUGCUAGCUCCAAGUGAAGACUGUUUGGUUGUCUCAUAUCUGUGAAGCUGGGAAUAUUGCUUGUUUCCUAAGGAAAUGUGCUUUUCAGCUGAGAUACUAGGAGCCUUUAAACAGCUGAUAUAAUUUUACUUAAGUCCACAGACGAGUCCAGCAUGCUUCAUCACAUGUAACAAAUCACAUGAUUUACACAUAAGAUGAUAAUUGUCUUCAGCUUAUUGGACUUGAAGAUUUUAUUUAAAUUUAAUCUUGGCCUCAAAUGCUCACUUUGAUAGUCAUCUUUUUUUUAAACAAUUUACAGUAUGAUUGAAGCAAAAGGCAUUACUAAAUUACAUUACUACAAUGGACAGCUUAAGUAGUCUGAUAGGGAACAGUCUCAUUUUCGGUUAUUAUUAAUCUUAUAUAUAUAUGGAAACAGGGAAGAUAAUUGAUUAUUUAAAAGUUGGUGUUUUUGCGGAUCACAUAGAAUUCAUAGGGAAUUAUAAUAAUGAAAGAAAUAACAAGACAGGACUACCGAAAUUACUCACUUGAAGACAUUACACAAGUAACCAGUCAUCAACCACUCAAACCACAGCCUUUCUUACUGAUUGGCAGUAGGAAUAAUAGGUUCUACCCUUUGAACUUUUUAACUGCUAUCUUUUUUUGUUUGUUUUGGUUCCUUUUUACAUUGGUGAUGGUGUGUCUGCAUGCCAAUUUUCAUUUUCUCCAUCUAUCUUUUUGCUUCUUUCCUCCUUGCUUCACUAGUGGGCUUUUAUUGAGUUUAUUCGUGCUUUAAUGAAGAGUGCACUUCAAACCCUAACCAGGAGAGGGUGCACUUGGAGUGAGCGAGUCAAAUCUCGCUUCGUUCUUUAAACACGAUAAAAGCACUAGUCUCUGUGCCACCAACAUGCAAACUACAGGUGUCAUGAUUUACAUCAAACUCAUUCCAGCAUUCAGCUUUCCUCUCUUUUUCUGUUGCUUUUUCUGCAUAUUUUAUUUGGGUUCUUAUUUUCUUUUGGGGGGGAUUUGCAAUGGUCAUAGAAUAUUCUUUUUAAAGCUUUCACUGAUUGUGCAAAAUGUGUGCGUGUGUGUGUUUAUGAUUUGUUUAUAAUGUAUGUAAAAGUGUGUGCGGAUAUGUAUGUAUAUAAUCUGUGUAAGUGUUUUACACUUGCAUACUCUCACUCAUGCUUCAGAAUGUUUGGUUUUUAUAGGAAGAAGGCCAGUCAGUGAAACCAUUUGACUAAUGUUUAAACAUGUAUAACAUAUCCAUGUUGUAAUAACAAUAUAUUAUUGUUCAUUUUACUUUUUUUUUUUUUUUAAAUCUCCAUAGUACAGUUAAAUAUAAAAACAUAAUUAUCCCCCUUAUCCUCUAAACUGUUUGACAUGAAUUUAGGAAACAUUACAUUAAUAACCUGUGUUAUGUCCAAAGUAAACAUUAUUUGUUGUGAUUCUCAAUUUCUAAUUUUACUGUCAAGUACACUCUUGAAAUACAUUUGUUGUUAAAGAACGGUGUGAUGUCACUCAUCCCUAAGGGCACUCUUACAUUGAAGUAGAAUUGAGAGAUUUUAGGAAGACCUUGCUUUCCUCCAUUUUUUGCAUUGACCUGUAUGACAGUAUUUCCUCCGUGGGUCAAAUUUAACACGGUAAUCGGCACGUUUAAAAUUGUUAGCACACAUUGUUUUGGUGCUGUGGUCAGUAACUUUAAAACACUGGCUGUGCUGAUGAUUGUAAAACCUUUUGGAUAUACUAAAGCAUGCUUCACAAAUCCAGGGUUAGUGGAGGCUACUGUCAGUGUGACUGAUUGGUGUAUUCUUUUUAUUUGUAUUAUCAUUUUUAAACUGUAAGCAUCCCUCACUAAUGUGACUGUACCCAAGCGAUACAGAUUGCAGAUGCAUUUGUGUAAUGCCUUGGCGAACAAGGAAUUGUUUACUUUUUUUUAAUUUUAUUUUUUUAUCUUAAGUGGGCUAAAACACAUAAACCGUUGCAUAUCGUACAACAAAAUCCAGCCAUGUUGUAACAUUAUCUUGUGCUGCCCCAUUAAAUGUAAGUGUAUCCAU